CAGCUCCACUUCUUCCAUUCUCACUUAUUAUAAAUACUGCUCCCACGCUCUCAUUAUUCUUACCUCCAAUCAUUUUAGCAACCUUUAAUUUUCUUCUUCAUCUCUACUCUCCUUACAAAACAAUACUUGUGACAAAGAUGGAGCACAAUCAUUUCAUCAUUAAACUCCUCACAUUUCUUUGCGUGGCGGUGGUGGCAAGCCAAGCAGCUUUGUCUUCCUCACGGGCGCAGAGUUACUGGAACUCUGAGCUUCCAAACACUCCAAUUCCCCAAGCAAUUAAGGAUUCCCUGCCCCAAACAUCUGGAAAUCCGGGACCAAUGUCGGUGUCGGGAAAGGC
This is a messenger RNA of Cuscuta epithymum, 337 nucleotides long. Lineage: Eukaryota; Viridiplantae; Streptophyta; Magnoliopsida; Solanales; Convolvulaceae. The record is from the annotation of a GenBank genome assembly.